AUGGCAGAGUACACUCUGGAUGUGACUACAGGGAGCAUGACGCAUGCAGGCACAUUUGAUAACAUGUACGUUACCCUGAUUGGUACUGAGGGGGAAUCUGAGCGCACUAAUCUGACCAAUUUUGGCUUGGAUGAUAAAACUGGAAAAUUGCGUCAUCCUCUCCAACCACAGGUGGGAACGUAUUCUGUGACUUCACUUUUGUCUUUAGGAUGUCUUCUCCUCCUCAAGUUGGAGAGAGAUCCUUUCCAUGAAUCCCCACAAGAGGAUUGGUUUUGCUCCAAGAUAGUGGUGAGGACACGUGAGGAGGAUGAAACUAUUUUCCCCUGCUACACAUGGCUGUCCAGGGGUGAAACUGUGUGGUUGAGAGGAGGGAGAGCACCCAUCUUUAUUUUUAGGUGGGAGAAGUAUGAAGAAGGAAUGCUGUACAUCUUAAACAUUCAGGAUCCAAAUGCUAUUCCUGCAGAAAUCAGAUUCUCAUUCUCAAAAGCUUUUCAAUUUAAAUACUUAAAGGAACAGAUGGAAGCUGAGCUCAAACUUAAAGGUCUGAUAAACUCAACUGAGCACUGGAAAAGCUUUGAGGCCAUGAAGGGGGUGUCCUGGUUCAAAAAGUCACCAUUGUCAGAGUAUGUGUCGGAGCACUGGAAGGAUGAUGACUUUUUUGGAUACCAGUUUCUUAAUGGAGUCAACCCCUUUGUGAUCCAACGUUGCUCAAAGCUUCCUGCCAAUUUCGCCAUCACAGAGGAAAUGGUGAAGCCUUUUCUAGCCAAUGGAAGCUCUUUGACUGCAGAGAUGGAGAAGGGUAAUAUAUUCAUAACUGAUUACAAAAUCAUGGAAGGUCUUCCUACAAGAGUUAUUGAUGGUAAAACAGCAACUGUGACUGCUGCUCUCUGCCUGCUGUACCUGAAUCCAGAGAAGAAACUACUGCCCAUCGCAAUUCAGCUCGGGCAGCAGCCAUCAGAAGACAACCUGAUUUUUCUGCCUAGCGACUUGGAGUCUGACUGGCUGCUGGCCAAGAUAUUUGUGAGGAAUGCAGAUACCAUCCAUAAUGAAUUCAUCAGUCAUUAUCUGAGGACUCAUCUACUGGCAGAAGUUUUUACAAUAGCGACACUUCGCAACCUCCCAACGAUUCACCCUCUGCACAAGCUGCUGAUCCCCCAUUAUCAAUAUACCCUCCAUAUAAACAUUCUUGGCCGUGCUCUGCUUUUUGGCUCUGGCAGAUAUUUAGAAAAAAUUUCAAUUGAAACAGAUGGACAAAUGGAACUACUGAGAAGGGGGCUCUCCCAAACAACCUAUGCCUCCCUCUGCCCGCAUGAAAACAUUGCAGCUAGGGGACUGGAGUCCAUCCCCAACUUUUAUUACCGAGAUGAUGCACUGAGGCUGUGGAACAUCAUCAACAGCUUUGUCAAGGCAAUCGUGCCAUAUUAUUAUCCAUCUGACAGCGAAGUGUCAGCCGAUUUCGAGCUCCAGGAAUGGGUCAAUGAGAUCUUCUACUAUGGAUUUCUGAGAAAUGUUGACUCAGGAAUCCCUUCAAGCUUUCAAACUGUGGAGGAACUCAUCAAGUUUGUCACUAUGGUGAUCUUCACGUCAUCAUGUCAGCAUGCUGCAGUGAACAUUGGACAGUUUGAUUUUCUAGGUUGGAUUCCCAAUGGUCCGCUGUCACUGAACCAUGCUCCACCAACAACAAAGGGACAGUCGAGCAUGGAGACCAUCUUGGCAACUCUGCCAAAUAAGUCAUCAGCAGGACGUUCAAUGGCAAUCUUGUGGCAGCUCAGUAUCAAGUAUGAGGAUUCUGUACCUCUGGGUACUUAUCCUGAGCAACGCUUUGAUGAGCCUGCGGCCUUACAGAUGAUCAAGGAUUUUCAAGCAGAGCUGUCCUCCCUCAAUGUGGCUAUUACCAAGAGGAAUGCAGACCUUGAGCUCCCUUACAUUAACAUGAACCCUACAAAAAUAGAAAACAGUAUAACUAUUUGACCAGGAUUACAUUUUCAACAAUGGUAAUGUUAAAGUAAAGAGUUAUCAAGUAUUGUGUAUCCGCUGAGACAGUGACUCAUGUACUUUAACUGACGCUAACUUAUCCUGAAAGUAAAGAUUCAUACAUUUA
Molecule: messenger RNA, 2101 nt
Organism: Seriola aureovittata
Lineage: Eukaryota; Metazoa; Chordata; Actinopteri; Carangiformes; Carangidae
Product: hydroperoxide isomerase ALOXE3-like
Exons: 13
Coding region: 1-1971 (656 amino acids)
Biological process (GO): linoleic acid metabolic process; lipid oxidation
Molecular function (GO): oxidoreductase activity, acting on single donors with incorporation of molecular oxygen, incorporation of two atoms of oxygen; iron ion binding; protein binding
Source: RefSeq, a predicted model, not a curated record